Stereum hirsutum FP-91666 SS1 is the source of this 872-nucleotide messenger RNA. RefSeq lists its product as uncharacterized. NCBI's taxonomy places the organism in Eukaryota, Fungi, Basidiomycota, Agaricomycetes, Russulales, Stereaceae. Gene Ontology annotation, cellular component: mitochondrial inner membrane. The record is from RefSeq and is a predicted model, not a curated record. The transcript has 6 exons. Gene Ontology annotation, biological process: mitochondrial proton-transporting ATP synthase complex assembly. The coding region runs from base 1 to 798 and encodes 265 amino acids.
AUGUCUCAGAACGUCAUCGCACCUUACCAUGUUGAAGAUGAGAAGAACUCAAUACCGCUGCUUGAUAGGCCUCUAGGUGUUGCGGAACCUCCGAGCGCGGAAGAGAAGAGUUGGAAGGAGAAGGGUAGCGAGUUCAUGGACAGUGAGAAACAGUUGGAGAAGAGGAAGGCUCUUAUUCGACAGGCUUCGUCAGGAUAUUUCUAUGAUCUGCAUAUGACGAGGAGGCAUGGCGGAAAGACGUGGAUGGCACCUAAAGUGCUUAUCCGACAAGAGAAAGCCCUAUACUUCCCGGAUAUAGUUGGUCACCGGCUGGACAAUGGCGAAAAGACACAUACGACUGCGAUGUGUAAGGGGAAAAUCACCGUCGUCUCGAUGCUCACUACCAAAAUCUCCGAGUCGCACGCCCAAGCGUAUACUGAACGCGUAAACGAAGCCUACGCGUCCAACCCAUCCUACCAAUACCUCCAAAUAAACCUGCAAGAAAAUGUCCUCAAGUCUCUGCUCGUCAACCUCUUCCUUUCUUCUCUGCGCUCUACAAUACCAACAUCAUUACAUCCUACAUAUCUGGUUUCAAGGCAGAAUAUGGACUACGUCCGCGACUCGCUCCUCAUGACCAACUCCCGAAUCGGAUACGUAUACGUUCUCGACGAAGACCUCAAAGUUCGCUGGGGAGCGUGCGCAGAUGCGAAGCCCGAGGAAGAAGAGGCAUUAUAUAGGGGCGUUGGGGUGUUGCUGAAUAGGUUGGAUAAGGCGAAGGUGGGGAGUAUAGGCGCGGGGAAGAAGGGUGGGAAGAAGUGAGACUUGUUUGGAUAGAUUCAGAGAAGGUGCCGGGGGCGCUCACUGGAGUCUGCAAGCUAUGACUUCCACUUCUU